This is a messenger RNA of Sipha flava (yellow sugarcane aphid), 1938 nucleotides long. It is a transcript of the gene Pgd, whose product is annotated as 6-phosphogluconate dehydrogenase, decarboxylating. Gene Ontology annotation, biological process: pentose-phosphate shunt; pentose-phosphate shunt, oxidative branch. The record is from RefSeq and is a predicted model, not a curated record. Lineage: Eukaryota; Metazoa; Arthropoda; Insecta; Hemiptera; Aphididae. Gene Ontology annotation, cellular component: cytosol. The coding region runs from base 404 to 1852 and encodes 482 amino acids. Gene Ontology annotation, molecular function: NADP binding; phosphogluconate dehydrogenase (decarboxylating) activity. The transcript has 7 exons.
UAGUGGUAACAAUAAUAGUAGAAAUAGUAAGCGUAAUCGCAGCGCCUACCGUUUUCCCGAGGUGAAUAAUCACUUUGUUGAGAUUAAAGAGAGAGAAACAGAAUUAUCAUUAUAUGCCUACAUGAAAUAAUCCGGUGCUUUUUUUUUUUUUUACCGGCGACUGGUUGCCGAUGAGGUCGUACCCUUGUCCGGGCAGCGCACUCCAUUCGAACCAGUCGGUCAGCAGGUCGACCUUCGUUCGACGGUAUUCCGGAAAGGACCUUGAUCCGUUUUACGUUAAUAUUUUUAUCAUAUCACCUCUACGGCGGCGACCACGAUGACGGCGUAAAUCACCCAUUCACUCUGUGACCGUGUCGCCGUACACACGCACGUCGAACCGAAAACCAACGAGAAACGAAAGACCAUGAGUGCCAAAUCUGACAUCGGACUUAUUGGCUUGGCCGUAAUGGGCCAGAACCUCAUACUUAACAUGAACGAUCACGGAUUUAUCGUCACGGCCUACAAUAGAACCGUCCAGAAGGUAGACGAGUUCCUCAGCAAAGGGGCUAAAGGCACCAACAUCGUUGGCGCACACUCUCUCAAGGAACUGGUCAACUCGUUGAAAAAACCACGAAGAGUCAUGAUGCUUGUCAAAGCUGGAAGUGCUGUUGAUGACUUUAUUGCUCAACUCGAACCUUUGUUGGAAGAAGGUGAUAUUAUUAUUGAUGGUGGUAACUCUGAGUAUCAGGAUUCCCAACGUCGAACCAAAACACUUGCCCAAAAAGGUUUGUUGUUUGUUGGUUCUGGUGUAUCUGGUGGUGAAGAAGGAGCACGAUAUGGUCCAUCAUUGAUGCCUGGUGGGAAUCCAAAAGCUUGGCCACAUAUUAAGGACAUUUUCCAAAGUAUUUCUGCUAAAGUUGAUGGUGAACCUUGCUGUGAUUGGGUUGGUGAGGAUGGUGCUGGUCAUUUUGUGAAAAUGGUUCACAAUGGUAUUGAAUAUGGAGACAUGCAACUUAUCUGUGAAGCAUACCACUUGAUGAAAUCAGCAUUGAAUAUGAAUCACAAAGAAAUGAGUUUGGCUUUUGAAGAAUGGAACAAGGGUGAAUUGGACUCAUUUUUGAUUGAAAUCACAAGGAAUAUACUGCAGUUUAAAGAUGACAAUGGAGAAUAUUUAGUUGAGAAAAUUCGUGAUUCAGCUGGCCAAAAGGGUACUGGAAAAUGGACUGCAAUCUCUGCAUUGGAUUAUGGUAUACCAGUCACGUUGAUUGGAGAAUCUGUGUUUGCUCGCUGUCUUUCUUCUUUAAUUUCUGAGAGAGCAGAAGCUAGUAAAGUUCUCAAAGGACCAACAGAAUCCUUCAAUGGUGAUAAACAAGCCUUCUUAAAAGAUAUUGGAAAGGCCUUAUAUGCAUCCAAAAUUGUAUCCUAUGCUCAAGGAUUCAUGUUGAUGCGUGAAGCCGCUAAAAUUCAUGGAUGGAACUUAAAUUAUGGAGGAAUUGCACUUAUGUGGCGUGGAGGAUGUAUCAUUAGAAGUGCAUUUUUGGGAAAAAUUAAACAAGCCUUUGAACGUGAUUCAAAUCUUACAAAUUUACUGCUUGAUCCAUUUUUCAAGAAUGCUAUACAUGACAGUCAAGUUGCUUGGCGCAAAGUGGUUGCCACUAGUGCAACAAUAGGAAUACCCACACCAGCUUUCAGUACGGCUUUGGCCUUUUAUGAUAGUUAUAGAAGUGCUAGGCUUCCGGCCAAUUUAUUACAGGCUCAACGUGAUUAUUUUGGUGCUCAUACAUACGAGCUGUUGACAGCUCCCGGAAAAUAUAUUCAUACCAACUGGACUGGUACAGGUGGAGAUGUGUCUGCUAGUACAUAUAAAGCUUAAAUGUGACCAACGAUAUUUGUUAAAUUAUUUAAUUUAUAGGGACCAAAAAUGGAAAAUAAAUAUAAAUUAUAAAACACUCCAAUUCA